This is a messenger RNA of Colletotrichum aenigma, 3591 nucleotides long. It is a transcript of the gene ccsA-1, whose product is annotated as Polyketide synthase-nonribosomal peptide synthetase. Bases 1 to 3591 code for a protein of 1196 amino acids. Gene Ontology annotation, biological process: fatty acid biosynthetic process; secondary metabolite biosynthetic process. NCBI's taxonomy places the organism in Eukaryota, Fungi, Ascomycota, Sordariomycetes, Glomerellales, Glomerellaceae. The transcript is spliced from 3 exons. Gene Ontology annotation, molecular function: fatty acid synthase activity; 3-oxoacyl-[acyl-carrier-protein] synthase activity. The record is from RefSeq and is a predicted model, not a curated record.
AUGAGACAAGCUAUUGAGCCUUCUGCCUCCAAGGCUAAGAGCAAAUUGCAAGAGCCCAUCGCAAUCGUGGGUUCUGCUUGCCGCUUCCCCGGGGGUGCAAGCAACCCAUCUAAGCAAUGGGACCUGUUGCGACAACCGCGAGAUGUCCUGCGCAAGAUACCCGUAGAUCGCUUCAGCCCUGAAGCCUUUUACCACCCCGACGGCACCCAUCAUGGAACCAGCAAUGUUACCGAGUCUUAUCUUCUUGAAGAAGAUCCUCGGGUCUUUGACGCGGGCUUCUUUAGUAUCAAACCAGUCGAAGCACAUGCGACCGACCCGCAGCAUCGCAUUCUGCUAGAAACCGUUUAUGAGGCUCUUGAGUCGGCCGGAUUCCCGAUGGAGGGAGUGGCUGGGUCUCAGACUGCGGUUUACGUUGGUCAAAUGUGGUGCGACUACAACGACCAUCUUCAACGGGACAUGGACAGUCUGCCGACAUAUGCGGGUGUUGGGACUGCCCGAAGUAUUUUGUCAAACCGCAUAUCACAUUUCUUUGGCUGGCAUGGUCCUUCGGCAACGAUUGACACAGCUUGUUCGUCUAGCUUAGUCGCCGUCUAUAAUGCGGUGAUGACACUUCGAAACGGCGACUCCCCGAUGGCAAUUGUCGCCGGUGCUAACAUCAUUUUGACUCCCGAGCCAUACAUCGGCGAAAGCAAGUUGAAAAUGCUUUCUCACGACAGUCGAUCGCGUAUGUGGGACGAGGAUGCUAAGGGAUACGCCCGCGGUGACGGUGUAGCGGCGCUCAUUCUGAAGCCCCUAUCUGCCGCCCUCGCUGAUGGCGAUCAUAUUGAGAGCGUGAUCAGGGAAUGUCUAGUCAAUCAAGACGGAAGGACCGCUGAAGGCAUUACUGUUCCAAGCUCGGAAGCACAGGCCGAGUUGAUUCAGCGAACCUACUCGAAAGCAGGUCUGGAUGCCCUUAACCCUAAUGAUCGCUGCCAAUACUUUGAGGCACACGGUACAGGCACCGGUGCUGGAGACCCUAGAGAAGCCAGAGCUAUUGCCACUGCGUUCUUCUGUGAGAGUCACCGCAGCGACAACAUUGCAGACAAGUUAUACGUCGGCUCCAUCAAGACUGUUAUUGGACACACCGAAGGCACAUCAGGCAUAGCCGGCAUCAUGAAAGCUUCGCUUGCUGUGCAACACGGUGAAAUUCCGCCAAAUCUCCUGUUCAAUAAACUCAGCCCCGCAGUCGCUCCGUUCUACAAUAAUCUCAAGAUCCCCGUAACGCCUCAAAGAUGGCCAUCUCUUCCACCGGGUGUCCCUCGUCGAGCAAGUAUCAACAGCUUUGGCUUUGGAGGCACUAACGCCCAUGUCAUCCUUGAGAGUUUCGACCAGAGCUUACAACACCCAUUGGAGUUGGAGGAGAACGAAAACUCUCGGCAUCAUCUGCUCUCGCCUUUCGUGUUUUCCGCCUCGUCGGAGAAGUCAUUGAAAAAUCUGAUUCAGCAUUACGUUUCAUAUAUCGAAGAGAAUCCGACGACAAACCUUUCAGACCAUCUCGAGGACUUGCUGGACAGAUUGAAUGAGUGGCUCAAAAAGACGAGGUCAAGUCCUGAUGUAUCUCACAGUACUCGCUUCUCGGGCAGCUCAGGCCAAGCUCGUGUAUUGGGAGUUUUCACAGGCCAAGGCGCGCAAUGGGCCACCAUGGGAAAACAGUUGAUCACAAAUUUCCCGCAGGUUCGGUCUAUUCUCACUGAUAUGGACCGCUCUUUGGGGGCCCUACCGCAUGAUCAUCGCCCGCAGUGGUCAAUGGUGGACGAGCUUCUGGCUGAUGCCACACGCUCAAGAGUUCAUCUGGCCGCCUUCUCUCAGCCGCUGUGCACUGCUGUGCAAGUCGUAUUGGUCGACCUUUUACGAGCGUCGGGCGUUGAAUUCAGUGCUGUCGUCGGCCACUCGUCUGGAGAAAUAGCCGCGGCUUACGCUGCCGGCUUCAUCACCGCCAGCAGUGCCAUCAGAAUCGCCUACUACCGCGAAAGGGUCACUGCACUCGCCGGCCAGAAUAAGUCUCAAAAGGGUGCGAUGAUGGCCAUUGGCACAUCUCUGGAGGACGCGGAAGAACUCUGCGUCGUUGAUACCCUAGAAGGACGCAUUUCGAUUGCAGCAGUCAACUCCCCUUCAAGCAUUACACUCUCUGGAGAUGCCGAUGCAAUCGAGGAGGCCCGUCUCAUCCUUGAAGACGAGGGGAAGUUUGCAAGAAUCCUCAAGGUCGACAAGGCAUAUCAUUCAGAGCACAUGCUUCCUUGUGUAGACUCAUACCUUCGCGCGAUGACGGAAUGUGACGUGAGCCCUCGGCGGAACACGGAUCAGACUUGCGUUUGGUUCUCCAGUGUUCAUGCUGGUACCCGAAUGCAACUAUCAGAUCCGGACCUGACUGGGAAAUACUGGUGCGACAACAUGGCCAAGCCAGUUCUUUUUUCGAACGCUGUAAUGAGUGCGUGGGAGCAACACGGCCCCUUCGACGCAGUUGUCGAAGUCGGUGCUCAUCCGGCCCUCAAGGGCCCUUUCUUGCAGACCCUUCAAGAGCUGAACCCGAAGGCAUCCAGCCUGCCCUACACAGGUCUGCUGUCAAGGAAUCAAAAUGACGUUUCAUCAUUCACUCAAGGCGUCGGGGCUCUGUGGCAAAACCUUGGCCACGGAUCUCUGGACUUUGCUGCUCUCGAUCGACGGAUUGUGCCGAACAAAUCGUCCCCUCGACUUUUGAAGACCCUUCCUUCCUAUACGUGGGAUCAUGACCGCAUCUACUGGCAUGAGUCUCGACUGAGCAAGGCGUAUCGGACGCGAAAGUCUCAUCCUCAUGCCCUACUUGGCACGCUUACAUCUAAUGGACUGGAGACGGAGAUGCGAUGGCGCAAUCUUUUGAGAGUCUCUGAGAUACCGUGGGUCAAAGGCCACACUCUUCAGGGUCAAGUCGUCUUCCCAGCUGCUGGUUACAUUGUCACCGCCAUGGAGGCUGUGAUGGCGGCAGCAGGCGAUCGCAGCCCUCGUCUUGUUGCCGUCAACAAUGUUGUUAUCAGUAGAGCCCUGACUCUUGAGGACGACGUCGACGUAGAGACUUUGGUGUCCCUUUCGAAAAUUCGCAACGAGACUCCUGAUGUCAUGAGUGCCGAGUUUCAGUAUCACGCAUUGCUUCGCCGAGACGCUCCCAAUCUGACAUUGCUCGCGACAGCUUCAGUCGAGCUAACGCUGGAACCUGCCGAGGACUCUGACUCAGGUGCCAUGGAGCGUCUUCCCUUGCGAUCUGGUGGAGAUCAGCCAAACCUACUCGAAGUCGUUACUGAUGACUUUUACGACUUCCUGGAGGAAGUCGGCUAUGGCUAUACUGGUCCGUUUCGCGCUCUCAAGUCGAUGCAGCGCAAGCUUGAUUACGGAACAGGAAGACUCCAAAUUCCCAAUGAGGACUGGAACGGGUCGCCAGUACUGAUACAUCCGGCCUUCCCUGAUGCAUCAUUCCAGGCGAUCUUCCUUGCCAUGGGUUGGCCUCGAGAUGCCGGACUUGUUGAGGUCUUCGUUCCAACCGAGUUCCAGAGCAUCAAAGUGGAUGUGGCCAACUGGUAG